Molecule: messenger RNA, 2907 nt
Organism: Penicillium salamii
Lineage: Eukaryota; Fungi; Ascomycota; Eurotiomycetes; Eurotiales; Aspergillaceae
Source: the annotation of a GenBank genome assembly
AUGCCAAAAUUACGAGUAUUGAUUCAUCCGGGCAGAGUGAUGCCCGAUGUUCCCGAGAACAUGCAGGAUAAUAUCGCUCAAAUGGAACAUCGCGUUCAUGACCCCCGCCGGCAACCCCCCGCGCAGUAUCAACGCGCCUAUCCCGAGCGCACUUCAUCCGCCGCCCGAAGUCCCCCACAACAUAACCAGGUACACGAUCCGAGCUCGUAUGCGCAAUCAGCGACCUACGAUAGCAUGGAUCACCCCAACUUUUCUCCCUUCCCCGUCCUCCGCAACCCGCCUCCAAAUGUCCCGCCCACCGACGAACAGCGGGAGGCGAGCUUGGAGCGCGCGCGAAUGGCAGUACUCUCGACAACCGAUCCAGAGAUGCAGCUAGCCUGGGCCCUAGAUGCGCUCGCCUUUGUGGAAGUCGCCGCGCAGAACGAAGCCCGUCUGAGCGUCACGCAGCCCCCGCGUCCGCAGACCCCGCAGGUCGAGCGCCAACUCCGGGUCGAUGCCAUGAACAUCGUCAGCUUUCUGGCGGGCCAGCGCCACCCAAAGGCGGAAUUCAUCAAAGGCAUGUGGCUCGAGUUCGGUAAGUUUGGCUGCCCCGUGGAUCGCAAGGAGGCAUUCCGAUCGUAUUCACGAGCGGCGGAGAAGGGAUAUGCGCGUGCGGAAUACCGGAUCGGAAUGCAGUUUGAGAGCUCGGGGGAGCCUGAGAAAGCGAUCAAACAUUACCAGCGGGGUGUAUCGCGAGCAGACUCGGCGUCCUACUAUCGUCUGGGAAUGAUGAUCUUGUUGGGUCAACAUGGCCAGCGCCAGGAUUUCAACACGGGGUUGGAAUACAUUCGGCUGGCAGCGCAAUCAUGCGACCAGAACGCACCUCAGGGUGCCUAUGUAUACGGCAUGCUUCUUGCGCGGGAGCUUCCUCAAGUGAGCGUUCCGGAAAGCUUUUUGGCCAUGGAUCUCGAGCUGGCCCGUGUCAAUAUCGAGAAGGCCGCCUAUCAUGGGUUUGCCAAAGCUCAGGUGAAGAUGGGUGCUGCAUAUGAGCUGUGUCAGCUGAGUUGUGAUUUUAACCCCGCGCUCUCGUUGCACUACAACGCAUUGGCAGCUCGCCAAGGCGAACCCGAGGCCGAGAUGGCGAUCAGCAAGUGGUUCCUGUGUGGACAUGAAGGUGUCUUUGAGAAGAACGACGAGCUGGCAUUUACUUAUGCGCAGCGUGCGGCCCAGAGCGGUCUCCCCACCGCCGAAUUCGCGCUGGGCUACUUCUAUGAGGUUGGUAUAUAUGUGCAGUCUGAUAUCAAGGAAGCUCGCUCGUGGUAUGCCAAGGCUGCUGCGAGCGGCAACAAAGAUGCAUCGGGUCGAAUCGAGAGCAUUUCUCGCUCAAAGACUCUGUCUCGAAAGGACCAUGAAAAGGUGGCAAUCUCACGGAUCAAGUCAACUCGGUAUACCGCGCAUCAGCGAGGGCACUCUCUAGAGAACACCCCGGAGAACAUUCAAAUGCCAGAUCCGUCGAGAAUGACCCUUUCAGACGGUCCACCAGCUGCCGCUCCUUACCCUGACCGUCCUCAUUCUACUCGUCCCCGGCCUCAGCAGGGAUAUCAAUUGUCCGACCCUCGGCCAAGCUCUGCUUUUGGUGUCAACCCCAGCCUUCGACAGAACGUCGCCCCGGGAUAUGGUGGCCCGCCUUCAGGCCCUGGAUCUCGUACCCCGUCAUAUGGACCUGGUGGGCCUGGUGGCUCCGGCGGCCCUGGCCCCGGUCCUGGUCCUGGUCCUAUGAAUUAUCGCCAACCUGGCCCUGGAACACCACUAAGCGCUCCUGCUGGGCCAGCAAGCCCUCAGGCUGGUAGUAUGAUCAGCCCUAGUGGAACUCCUCGCCUCGAUAUCGGUUACUCCGCACCCAUGCCGCCGCCUGGUGGAAGGCGUCCACCGCCUCGACUGGAUUCGGCCCCUCCUGAUCGCAAGCCUAUGAGAACCCCCGUGUCUGGUCCUAAUAAUGUGCCUUCACCUCGACAGCAGGCAUCUCCUCGCCCACCUGGUUCUCCCUCGUAUCCUCCUCGCACCGAGUCUCGACAACCGUCCCGAGGCUCCGGCGCUUCUACGCCUCAGCCCGCUUCAUCGGUUGCCUCGCCAAGCUCGUCUGCCCCACCGACCUCCGCUGGGCCGCCGCCCCAGAAGCCCGCCGCGAAACCGGCCAAGGGAGGCCAAUUGCCCGGCAAGGGACCCAAGACCUUUGAAGAGAUGGGUGUUCCUAGUGCGAAGAAUGACAAUGAUUGCGACUUGCAGGUGAACAGAAUCGUCCAUAUUCAGUAUGCCCAAGCAGCCAAGAUUCUCCGAAGCUUGCACGAGAAUAAAGAGAUCGAAGGACGAGUAUCUGGUAAGCAAGAUAUGUCUACGAUGGGCAACAUUCAUUUAUUCCAUUGCGACAUAGGAAAACAAACCGUCUACCACGCCCUCCAAGACCCCUCGGAAACCAUCACACCCGAGGCGGCGGCGGCGCUCAAGCUUGAAAUUGACCACCUGGAGAGUCAGCUUUCAACCUUAAAAGCGGACGAGAAGAGGGCCCGAGCCGCCUUAGCGACCCUGAGUGCAACGCCUCGAAUCUCCGAACUUCGCCAGGAUAUCAGCCGCCUGGAAAGCGAGCAAUCUGCGAUCCAAACGCGCUUGGCACGCCACCACGAGGAUGACCCCAUUACACUCUCGCCGAGCGAACGAGAGGAGCUUGAAGCCGAGUGGAAACGGUGGCAGCGACAUGUCAGCGUGCGUCGGCGCAUUUGUCGGGAGUUGUGGGGACAGUGCUCAGAGGUUCUUCCGGAGGGCAUGUCCGCAGUGGACCUGUGGGUAAGAAUCUCUGGGGCUGGAAGGAGUGCUCCAAUAAGAGACCAUCGAGGCUAUGGUGAUCUUUCCGCUUCCCCACACAUCAUUUGA